UCUCCGUCCCCUGCGUUGCCUUCUCCUUCUCUGUCCCCUGCGCUGCCUUCUCCUUCUCCGUCCGCUGCGCUGUCUUCACCUUCUCCGUCCCCUGUGCUGACUUCACCUUCUCUGGCCCCAUCGUUGUCUUCACCCUCUCCGUCCCCUGCACUGUCUUCACCUUCUCCAUCCCCUGUGCUGCCUUCACCUUCUCCGUCCCCUGUGUUGCCUUCUCCUUCUCCGUCCCCUGCGCUGUCUUCACCUUCUCCAUCCCCUGUGCUGCCUUCACCUUCUCCGUCCCCUGUGUUGCCUUCUCCUUCUCCAUCCCCUGCGCUGCCUUCACCUUCUCCGUCCCCUGUGCUGCCUUCACCUUCUCCGUCCCCUGUGUUGCCUUCUCCUUCUCCGUCCCCUGCGCUGCCUUCACCUUCUCCGUCCCCUGUGCUGCCUUCUCCUUCUUCGUCCCCUGCGCUGGCU
Messenger RNA from Mobula hypostoma (lesser devil ray), 453 nucleotides. RefSeq lists its product as uncharacterized. The record is from RefSeq and is a predicted model, not a curated record. Lineage: Eukaryota; Metazoa; Chordata; Chondrichthyes; Myliobatiformes; Myliobatidae. The transcript has a single exon. The annotation marks the transcript as partial.